Verticillium alfalfae VaMs.102 is the source of this 573-nucleotide messenger RNA. RefSeq lists its product with no specific name. Lineage: Eukaryota; Fungi; Ascomycota; Sordariomycetes; Glomerellales; Plectosphaerellaceae. Bases 1 to 573 code for a protein of 190 amino acids. The record is from RefSeq and is a predicted model, not a curated record. The transcript has 2 exons.
AUGCUACAGCUCAUUAAUCAGCGCAUCGAGAACAAUGGUUUCCGGCGACUCAUCUCCGACAAUGCCGUUUAUCAGCGCAUAAUGAACUCCCUUAAGGACAGCAACAGCCCGCAGAAUGAGCGACACCCCAACAUUGUCGAUUUCCUCGCCCUUGAAGCCAUGCUGCCCGUGAACUACAAUAACACCUACAACCGCUCCCUCUCGGAAUGGUACCAGCGCUGCAAGGUCCCCGAGUGGGCCGAUAACCAAAUCCUCGUGGAGAAUCACCUCUGCUUUGAGCAUGAAAUGGCCACAGCCAAGGCUUUCCUUCACAAGCAGCUCGUCCAGAGCAGCGCUCCAGGCGGCCUCCGGAAGCGCGACGCCUCGGGCAAGGCCUCAAAUAUUGGUCAUGGCAAGAACAAGAGCAGGGCUGCUGUUGCUGCUGCCGCUGCCGCCAGCGUCCGCACUGCCGCUGGAGAGUCUGAUGGUGAGAGAGCUCAUUCGGAGCGUGCUCAUCCCCGCGUUGACAUCAAGCAGGAGCACGAGAGUGACCUUCGGGACGAGAUGCUUCUUCCUUCCAUCGAGAUUGAUUGA